Drosophila willistoni is the source of this 864-nucleotide messenger RNA. Its product is annotated as formin-like protein 3. NCBI's taxonomy places the organism in Eukaryota, Metazoa, Arthropoda, Insecta, Diptera, Drosophilidae. The record is from RefSeq and is a predicted model, not a curated record. The coding region runs from base 1 to 864 and encodes 287 amino acids. The transcript has 2 exons.
AUGAUCACUUUAUCAAUGGAGCUAGUCCUUGGCCUGGUGCUGCUGCUAGGAGUUGCUGCCAAUGGCCAGCAAUUGUUCUUGAUGCGACCCCAGAGAUCCCUUUAUGAGGCUCCAAGCCUGGGUUGGAAUACGAUUGGUUCAUUUGGUGGCAUAAAUCCAAUUGGACUGGGUCACAUGAGCAAGGAUGAGCUGAUAACUCUGCUGGAUGCCUGGCGCGAGGUGGAAGAGGAGAGUAAACUACCAGAGACAAUCGCACCACCUGCUCCGCCACCUCCACCUCCACCUACACCACCACCGCCACCUCCACCACCACCACCACCUCCACCGACGCCACCAACACCAGUACUUCCUCCACCUCCACCGCCUCCUCCAGUGGUUAUAGCACCGCAAAUUCCUCCACCAGGUGCACCCGUAACAGUACGCCUCCCAGCAUUUGUGCCUGUCCAAUUGGCUGCCAUGUGGACACCUCCACUGGGAGGAGUUGCAGCUGCAGCUGGUGGAGUUGCUGCAGCUGGAGCUGGAGCUGGAGUCACUGAAGCUGCCAAUGCGGAAGUGGCAGCUUCUCGACUCUUCCGCUUUAUGCCGUUGCCGGUGAUGGCCGGUUCGGCCCGUUCUCGUCCUCCGGCUCAGCAACAGGUGAAGAACACAUUGGACAGCAUUGAAGCCGAGCUCUCAGCGCCGGCUCCCAAAUUGGUCAAGCCCAAACCGAAGACAACUUUGCCACAGAAACCUAAACUGGCUUCAGCUUCCUCCCUUCCACCUUCGUUUCGUCCGAGAUUUGGUUUGCCUCCAUAUCUGGCCAAUGCUCCUGGACGCUUGGAAUUGGUUCCCUCAUCACAGAUUAUUGGCGAUUGGCGAGAGUAA